This is a messenger RNA of Pseudo-nitzschia multistriata, 1932 nucleotides long. NCBI's taxonomy places the organism in Eukaryota, Bacillariophyta, Bacillariophyceae, Bacillariales, Bacillariaceae. The record is from the annotation of a GenBank genome assembly.
CAUUACGGAGUCGAUCCAAAUUCAAAAAGUGAACGAGCCCGUCGUAGGCUUUGUGGUCGUUCAAUUCAAAAACCGAUCAAAAUUGGUGCGAAUGCCAGAAAACAAUAUCGCCAGAUCGGGCUCGGAAAGAAACAAUCCAAAUCGUACUCAAGAAUCAAGGAUACCGAGUAUUUUGCCUCUGUCCCCAAAAGUUAUUCGCCUCACACACUCUUUGUCGAACAUAAUCGAAAUACGGACCUCAGUAUUACUCAGCACGUGACAACAAUAUGAAGCUCUCCACGCAACUCUUGCURGCCACCCUUGCUGCUCAGAACACKGCUCUGUGGGCGUUUUCCGUACCCUCGAUAUCGGCGAGUCGAUCGGCUUCGACGGAAUUGGCCGCGAAGGCAAGCGAUGAGGAUGUCCGGGUCGUUGUUACCGGGCUCGGCGUUGUCAAUGGAUGCGGGGUUGGUCACGAAGAUUUUUUCGAAUCUUGCCUCGAGGGAAAGUCAAGCAUCGACACGGUGAAACGAUUCGACGCCUCACACAUGACCUGCCAGAUCGCCAGCGAGGUUCCCGACGAGAUGUUCGACCCGAAGGACUUUUUUACAAACCCUAAAAAUGUCCGAUCGAACGAUCGCUUCACCCACUUCGCCGUUGCGGCAGCUCGACAAGCGCUCAAAGACGCUGGAGUCGGGGAUACACCGGAAACGCUAGAGAAUCCCGAGRCAAUCGGUGUCAUGGUGGGAACCGCAUUCGGUGGAAUGCAAACCUUCGAAGAGCAAACUCUCAAACUGGCGAAGAACCCCGAACGACCAAAGGUAAAUAGUGUAUCGUUGUUGAUAGAAUGAUCCACACCAAACUCAUGGUAAUGAUACUGCAGUUCGGUAUUGWAUCAGUGAAUUUGAAGCUUGGGUUUAGAUAAAAAUGUCAUUUGUUUUGUUUGUGUCUCUCAAUUUUUCUGGAUAACGUUUCUGUUUGAACGAAACGGUUGAACUAUCUACCGAUUCUUCCAUUUUUUCUAUGGUUCAUUACCAAUAACUGGUAGGUGUCACCAUUCACUAUUCCUGCGCUUCUUGGAAACACCGCAUCCGGAGUUAUCGGUAUCGAGACGGGGUGCAAGGGACCAAACUAUGGCGUAACCUCGGCUUGUGCCAGUGGCAGCCACGCCAUUGGAGAGGCCCUUGGGAUGAUCCGCGACGGAAAGUGUGAUCGAAUGCUCGCGGGGGGGACCGAGGCCACAAUGACACCCCUGUGCUUCGCGGGAUUCUGUGCCAUGAAGGCGAUGAACUCAAAGUUCAACGACGAYCCGAAGGCGGGAUCCCGGCCCUUUGAUGCAAACCGUGGUGGCUUUGUCAUGGGUGAGGGCGCCGGUGUGAUUCUCCUGGAAAGCCUCGAAUCAGCAAAGGCGCGCGGUGCCAAUAUUUACGCUGAAUUGGUAGGAUACGGAGCAACAUGUGAUGCGCACCAUAUCACCACACCUGCUCCAGAGGGCCGUGGGCUCGCCGCUGCCAUGGAGAUGGCCCUCGAUGAAAGCGGCAUCGAGAAGACCGACGUCAGCUACGUCAACGCCCACGGGACAUCUACGGCAUACAACGACAAAUUCGAAACCAUGGCGAUCAAGAGCGUAUUCGGCGACCAUGCAAAGGCCAAGGAUGGAAGCUUCGUGGUCUCGUCGACAAAGUGUGUCACCGGCCACACUCUGGGAGCUGCUGGUGGAAUCGAGGCCGUGGUAGCCUGCAGGAGCAUCAAAGACAACAUCGUUCCUCCGACCAUCAACUAUGAGACAGAGGAUCCCGAAUGCGAUCUCGAUUACGUUCCGAACGAGAAGCGAGAAAUGGAGGUCAAAGCUGCCAUGAGCACAAAUCUAGGCUUCGGAGGACACAAUGCAGCCAUUUUGUUUAAGAAAUAUGAAGAGUAAUAUUGAUAAUGGAAUGAAGCGACUUUGCGUAG